This is a messenger RNA of Agelaius phoeniceus (red-winged blackbird), 2859 nucleotides long. RefSeq names its product aryl hydrocarbon receptor-like. Gene Ontology annotation, biological process: regulation of transcription by RNA polymerase II; xenobiotic metabolic process; response to xenobiotic stimulus. The record is from RefSeq and is a predicted model, not a curated record. Gene Ontology annotation, molecular function: nuclear receptor activity; protein dimerization activity; transcription cis-regulatory region binding. Lineage: Eukaryota; Metazoa; Chordata; Aves; Passeriformes; Icteridae. Gene Ontology annotation, cellular component: aryl hydrocarbon receptor complex; nucleus.
GCCGGCCCGGCCAUGUACGCGGGCCGCAGGAGGAGGAAGCCGGUGCCGCGGGCGACGCGGCCGGGCCCGGCCGAAGGCGGCGGCUCCAACCCGUCCAAGCGGCACCGGGAGCGGCUGAACCGGGAGCUGGAGCGGCUGGCGGGGCUGCUGCCCUUCCCGCCCGACGUGGUGGCCGGGCUGGACAAGCUCUCGGUGCUCCGCCUCAGCGCCGGCUUCCUGCGCGCCAGGAGCUUCUUGGGCGUUGCUCUGAAGAAUCCUGGUGCCAAGGAAGCCCAGAGGGAUGGAACCUGUGGCACUGGACCAGCUCUGGGCUCAGCAGCAGUUCCAGAGGGUGAGCUGCUCCUACAGGCACUCAAUGGCUUUGUGCUGGUGGUGACAUCAGAAGGGCUGAUAUUUUACUCCUCGCAUACAAUCCAGGACUAUCUGGGAUUUCACCAGACAGAUGUCAUGCACCAGAGUGUCUUCGAGCUGAUCCACACCGAGGACCAGCCGGAGUUCAGGCGCAACCUCCGCUGGGCCCUGGACGCUGGUGAGCCCUCUGCAGCAGCAGGGAAGAGUCUUAGCUCUUCUGCUGUCAUCUACGAGCCGGAUCAGCUGCCCCCAGAAAACUCCUCCUUCCUGGAGAGGAGCUUUGUGUGCCGCUUUCGCUGCCUCCUGGAUAAUUCCUCCGGCUUCCUGGCUUUGAACCUUCAAGGCAGGCUGAAAUUCCUUCAUGGGCAGAAUGAAAGGUCUGAAGAUGGCUCUGUCCUGCCCCCCCAGCUCGCUCUGUUUGCCAUCUCCACGCCCCUGCAGCCGCCGUCCAUCCUGCAGAUCCGAACCAAGAACAUGAUCUUCAGGACCAAGCACAAGCUGGACUUCACCCCCUUGGCGUGUGAUGCCAAGGGGAAGAUCAUCCUGGGCUACACCGAGGCGGAGCUGCGGAUGUGUGGCACGGGGUACCAGUUUGUCCACGCUGCUGACAUGCUGUACUGUGCUGAGAACCAUGUCAGGAUGAUGCAGACAGGCGAGAGCGGGCUGACCGUGUUCCGGCUGCUGACCAAGGACAAGCGCUGGAAGUGGGUGCAGGCCAACGCCCGGCUGGUCUACAAGAACGGCAAACCCGAGUACAUCGUGGUCACACAGAGACCCCUCGUAGAUGAAGAAGGAGGAGAGCACCUUCGGAAGCGGUCCAUGCAUCUUCCCUUCACCUUUGCUACAGGAGAGGCACUUCUAUACCAAAGUACUCAUCCUCUCCCAGGCUUCCCUGACCUUUUCCAGAGCAAAGGGAAGCUCAGCAAGUCCAAGAAGCCCUCCUGCAGCCACGUAGGGCGCUCCCAGAAGAAUGGCAUUGACCCCAGGUCUCUGCUGGGUGCUGUGAUGCAGCAGGACAAGGCGGUGUACGCCUCCCACUCAGCUCCCAUUCCGAGCCCUUCCUUCAGCAGCACUUCCCAGCUCAAGGGUGUGUCCUUGCCAGGUGCAGGAGGGGAUACCUGGAGUAUGGGCACAGCUCCAGCUUCUUCAAGGGGCAACAGCCUCCAAGAGAAACUGCUGGAUUUGCAGCAGGAGGACCCUCUCUUGGCCACCAUGGACUUGCUCUCAAUUAAGAGUGACCAGAGCUGUUCCAACGAGCUCUUCAGUGCUCUGGAGGGCCUGGGCUUGAAGGCUGAGGACCUGGAGCUCCUGCUGCUGGAUGAGAAAAUGGUGAUGGUCAGUACGGACCCAGACCAGUCCCCAUCCCUGAAUAACAGCCUGGCCAGCAACCAGAUUCUCUCCUGUGUCCCCAGGCCUCCAGUGGAUGGGCAUGAGGGAGGGCAGCAGGUCUGUCCCCUGCCAGACAGGCCCCCCAGCCCGCAGGGAGGCCCUGCUCCAUGCCACAUGGAGAAUGAAGACUCGAGGUGCCACCUGGCACAGCAUCCAGGGCAGCCUCACACUGCCCUGGCCCAGCCCCUCACACUGCUGUGGGAGCAGCCCCUCAGUGCUGUGCCAGGGCUGCUCCCACAGCUGGCUGAGCAGGAAGAGCUGUCCAGUGGCUCCCAGUGGAGACCAGCUGGGGAGGAGACUGUGCUCCACUCCUUCCAGCCAGUGCAGAGCACCCCAUGGCACAGGACCCCCAGCUCAGCCCCGGGAGCUCCCUGCCUGCAGGAGCCACCCGGGGCCCAGCAGCUGCAGGGAGACUUCUCAGUCGUGCAGCCCCUCCAAGAGGAUGUCCAGCAGUCCUUCCCCCUGCCCAGCCAGUGCCAGGAGCACAUGGCACCACCCAGCCAGCCCAGGCACCGUCACUUGCUGAUGAACGGGGUGUGUGGCCCCUGCCCCAGCUCUUCUCCACACGCCAGCCCUUGGCAGGACUGGGUCUGCCCUCUGCUGCGGGCUCCAGCUCAGCCUGGCCUUCUUGGCCUCAGCAGAGACGGCAUCUCCCAGCCCCAGGGCUGCCAGGGCCCCGGGCCUAGCCUGCCCCCACAGCAGUUUAACCUGGAUGGAUUGUGCAGCCUGGAUGCUGCCAGCACUGGGGACUCCUCCUGGGAAGAGAUGGCUCCAUAUCCCAGGUUUCUUCCCCCUUUCUACCAGCUGGUUCCCGAAAAGCAGCUGGGCUCUGUUCUUUCCGUGCCCCAGCACUCCUCCCCCAGCUCAGCUGCAGGGCACUUUGGGAGCAUCAGCAGCCCUCUGGAGACACUGAAUUCCUAUGGGACACGUGGCUCUGCGCGGAGCCAGGAGGGCAGGCACAGGCCCCACAGCGGCUCUGGUUUGCCCAGCUCUCCCACGGGACUGCCCCAAGACCAUCCAGUGCUGGGGGGAAGCCUGGCACUGCCCUGCCAGCCUCAGCCCCGGGCAGAAGUGCUGCCAGAUCCCCCUCACACCUCCAGGGGGGACUUCUAUCUCUAG